Messenger RNA from Galeopterus variegatus (Sunda flying lemur), 1179 nucleotides. RefSeq names its product three prime repair exonuclease 2 (gene TREX2). The transcript has 2 exons. The coding region runs from base 206 to 916 and encodes 236 amino acids. The record is from RefSeq and is a predicted model, not a curated record. Gene Ontology annotation, biological process: DNA catabolic process. Lineage: Eukaryota; Metazoa; Chordata; Mammalia; Dermoptera; Cynocephalidae. Gene Ontology annotation, molecular function: 3'-5'-DNA exonuclease activity; nucleic acid binding. Gene Ontology annotation, cellular component: cytoplasm.
AGGGGGUGGUGAGCCAGCCGGCUGCACAGGUCCUGCGGCCUUAGGCCUCCCGGUUGCCCAACAGGCGGCUGGGGGUGGGGCGCGGCCACUGAUUAAAGGGUGCCUGGAGCAGCCUGUGAGCAGACAGGUGCCCAGCAGCCCAGGAAGCCAGCCAGCGCCAUCCCCAGCUUUAGGCCGGCCUCGUUAUCCCCCUGAGAACAUCACCAUGUCCGAGCCACCCCGGGCUGAGACCUUUGUCUUCCUGGACUUGGAAGCCACCGGGCUCCCCAGUGUGAAGCCCGAGAUCGCCGAGAUAUCCCUCUUUGCUGUCCACCGCUCCUCCCUGGAGAACCCGGAGCGUGACGAGUCUGGCACCCCUGUGCUGCCCCGGGUCCUGGACAAGCUCACGCUCUGCAUGUGCCCAGGGCGUCCCUUCACUGCCAAGGCCAGCGAGAUCACUGGCCUAAGCAGCGAAGGCCUGGCAGAGUCCCGGAAGGCCAGCUUCGAUGGUGCCGUGGUGCGGACACUGCAGGCCUUCCUGAGCCGCCAGGCAGGCCCCAUCUGCCUUGUGGCCCACAAUGGCUUUGAUUAUGAUUUCCCCCUGCUGUGCACGGAGCUGCAGCGCCUGGGUGCCCACCUGCCCCAAGACACUGUCUGCCUGGACACGCUUCCAGCGCUGCGGGGCCUGGACCGCGCCCACAGCCACGGCACCCGGGCCCAGGGCCGCAGGGGCUACAGCCUGGGCAGCCUUUUCCACCGCUAUUUCCACGCCAAGCCGACCGCGGCCCACUCAGCAGAGGGUGACGUGCACACCCUGCUCCUGAUCUUCCUGCACCGUGCCGCUGAGCUGCUCGCCUGGGCCGACGAGCAGGCCCGCAGCUGGGACCACGUGGAGCCCAUGUACUCGCUGCCUGAUGCCCCAAGCCCCGAGGCCUGAGUGCCAUAGGCACUCCCUGCACCACGGGCAGCGCCCCCCUCGCCUGUUCAGUGGACUCAGGCCUGCAGCUGGCACUAACCAGAACCUCGAUGUCCCCAUGCCGGGCCUUUGCUGGCCCUCGUAGGGGCAGCCACAUAUCCCUAGAGCCUUCACCAUGCCCUCCUGGGACCGUGCUCCCCGAGACCAGGGUGUGUGCUCCCGCGCUUGGCUGCUGCGCAGCAUCCACUCUUCACCCUGUCUCAAUAAACGUAGUCAACUUCUCA